Oxyura jamaicensis (ruddy duck) is the source of this 827-nucleotide messenger RNA. RefSeq names its product coiled-coil domain-containing protein 201-like. The record is from RefSeq and is a predicted model, not a curated record. Lineage: Eukaryota; Metazoa; Chordata; Aves; Anseriformes; Anatidae. The transcript is spliced from 3 exons. Bases 73 to 747 code for a protein of 224 amino acids.
GGGAAGUUGUUAGGGCUAUAAGAACUGAAGCAGCAACUAAAGUUAGAUCACCUGAGAAGUGGAGGACAUCAGAUGGGAUCUGGUAGCACUGACGGCAAACUUGACUUCCAGAUGUCAGAGGAAGAAGAUUCUUUUCUAAAUGUCAAAAGAUCUCUGAAAAAGCGACUGGUGAAACACAGCACUCCAGUGGACUCAAUGCUCUCUAGAACAAUGCCAUCUCUUACAGAUCUGACUUCUCAGUCAGUCAAGGAGCAAGAUGGCAGUAAGAGAGUUUAUGCAUCCCCAGUGCCAAAAUCAACUCUAAGCAGAUCACUAGGUCAAGUGUCGCUAGCAAGCAUUGAAGCAUACAUCCCUCAUAAGUCUCCAAAAAGGCUUUCAACAGUGUUUGACUUGCAAGAUUCAAACACAGAGAUAAACAAAAGUUCUCGGGUUGUAUUUUCUAGAAGAAGACUCUCCACUGUGUUGGCCUCUAAUGAGUCAAAUGAAGAACCAAGUGAAAAGGCUGUCUCAAGUGUGGAAACUCAAGCUCCAACAAAAGAAUCUGAGAAAGUUGCAGUAACUCCCAGAAGUGGACCUUCGUGGCUGGUUACUGGAAUACCAGGGAUAAAAGAUGUCCAAAUAGUAAAAAAGAAAAAGAAGAAAAUUGAUAAAUCUAUUGUGAGAAAGAAACAAAGAGAAUGGGUGCUUCGUCAACUUAAAAACAUUGAGGAAGCAACUGAACAUGAGCUGACAAUUGAAGAAAUGUGACCAAAAUAUCUUUGGAAUUAAUGCUGUUGUAUGGUGGUUCUGUGAAUAACUGGUUCCAAUAAAUCACAUGCCUAGAUAAU